Messenger RNA from Cylicostephanus goldi, 753 nucleotides. NCBI's taxonomy places the organism in Eukaryota, Metazoa, Nematoda, Chromadorea, Rhabditida, Strongylidae. The record is from the annotation of a GenBank genome assembly.
AUGGUAGUAUUCGUUAAGGAGGAAAACAAGAAAGAAAAUGCGGAACGCAGAAUGGCGAAGGGAACAUGCAGUGGAAUGUGUCCCGAAAAGGAGAGAUAUGUUCGUGUCGUACAGAAACGAAUCUCUCCUUACGAAUGCAAUCCUGAUGGCUCUCUCAACCCUAAUCUUCUAGUCAAGGAAUAUGCAAGGAGUGCAGCUGACCAGGACAAGCCUUUGCCUCAUGAGUUGCGUUCGAAGGAGCUGCUGGAAAAUACCAUGAGCUAUCUUUUCCAACAUGUGCUCGAUUGUCCCCCAAAAAAUGAAGAUGAUUUGGCAACGUGGUACGAUUUUCUCUGGAGUCGCACUAGAGCAAUUCGCAAAGAGAUAACACAGCUAAUGCUAACGGAUAAAACAGCAGUUGCUCUGAUUGAAAGAUGUGCGAGGCUUCAUAUACUCUGCGCUUACCAGCUUUGUCGCCUUAGUUUUGAAAAGUUCGACCAAAAUAUGAACACGGAGAAUCUUGCAAAAUGUGCUAGGCUGCACAUACUCUGCGCUUACCAGCUUUGUUGCCUCAGUUUUGAAAAGUUCGAUCAGAAUAUGAACACGGAGAAUCUUGCAAAGUGCCUGCAGUCUCUUCGUCACUUGUACGAAGACUUAGCUGCACAGGGAAUAACGCUUGAUACAGAGGCGGAGUUCCGUAGCUACGAUGUAAUGCUGCAUCUUUAUGAUAGCAACAUACUUAGACAGGCGAGCUUUUGUUGCUUUUGUGUCAGU